Messenger RNA from Zingiber officinale, 1631 nucleotides. Its product is annotated as protein JASON-like. Gene Ontology annotation, biological process: male meiosis II. NCBI's taxonomy places the organism in Eukaryota, Viridiplantae, Streptophyta, Magnoliopsida, Zingiberales, Zingiberaceae. Bases 131 to 1462 code for a protein of 443 amino acids. The record is from RefSeq and is a predicted model, not a curated record. The transcript is spliced from 5 exons.
CCGAUUCAAAUUUCAAAACGCCAGUCUUCACUCUUCGGCCUUUCCCUUUCCGUCCAGGCGGAAACCACCACCCCGGCGACGGAAGUUGAAGGGCUCGAUCGCCUCGCCGCUCUCCUCGAUCCGUUGUUCCAUGGCGGGAUCCAGGUUUCGCCUGAUCAAAGAAGUCUUAGGGUUUUUCGAAUCCGUGCUAGUGGGUUGUCUCUUCGGCUGCUUCCGGGUCAAGGAUGAUGCGCGGAGGAAGACCAACUCAAGCGCCAAGACAAGCCGCCCCGAGGAAAAGGCUAAUUUUAUCAAAAAUUGUCCUUCGCUAUCAAAAGUUCCUGAAGGAACAGGGGAAAUAUUUAAUGGAGUAUUUGCCCAGACUCCUGGGGAAGAUGACUUGCCUUCAAAUCUUCCGUCUCAACCUACAUUGAGUGGCUUGACUAGUGAUUUGAAUGGGCAAAAUGAUCAUAUACAGGAAGGCCUUGCAAAGCCUGAAGAUACUUCAAGUCGGCAUGACAAUAUUGAGAGUUGCAUGAUAGAGCAGCUUCAAACUGUGUCUAACAUUCUGGAGUUUGAUGUGAAUACUCGUGUAUCUCAACUUGAUUGCCAGCAAGAAUCAGUUAAUUUAGAUGUUUCUCCAUCACACAUUGAUAGCAAGACCAUAAACCUCGAUAGUGAUUCACCUUUUCCAACACCAUUAAACAUUAAUGAAGAAUUGCAGACCCCUGGAACGUUCUUUCGAGUUAACUUGGAUAACCGUAGGACUGGAAAGCACGCAAGGAUUCACAAUCAGUACAUAUAUCCAGUUCUAAAACCAGUAGAAAAUCUACCUCAAUGGAUUGCACUGCGGCAACAAUCUUUAUUGAAUGUUAAGUCAGAUGAAUCUUUUGAGCCACAAUUGAAGAUUCCUGCAACAGAUAGUCGAAAAAGAAGCAACCAGGUUUUACCUGACACAUUGUAUAACGGUCACAAUUUUAUCUUGCAAUCGCCAAGUAGAAAUGGGAGCCAAGAAGAAAAUUUAUUCUCAUUCAACAAAUCUCGGUACAAUGAAUCAUUGGGUAUCUCAGCUCAUGUUUCAGGUAGCACAGGAGACAUUGAGCCUGAAACUCUAAAUCUCAUGUUCUCAAGUUUGUCCAAGAGGUUGAAAUGUCCAAUUUUGAAUAAUGAGAAAGGAUCGAUUACACCAAUUUCUAAUGAACAAUUUCAUGAGAUGAACAAUAAUGCUGAUAGGCCUAUAAUUGGCACUGCUGCUGCUUACUGGAAUGAUGCUGAGCUCCUUUUGGACUUCCAGAAAGAAUGGGAUGGCAAUGGAAUCCCAAACACUACAACUAAAUAUAAGGAGGAUCAAAAAGUGAAUUGGCAUGCAACUCCAUUUGAAGAGAGGUUAGAGAAGGUAUUAUCUGCCGACAAGCAUUUGCCUCAAAGGAAACUUUUGUACAGAGAAUCAAAAGAGAUAGAGGAAGAAAGCAUGGAAACUUAGGAGUCUAAAUUAUACAUAGAAUUGUAAUUGGAAAAUGUCAUGACUGCGCAUUGAAUAAAUGAGCAGACGAUCGAAUCAUCGUAUUUUCUUAUGCCAAUUAUGAAUGUCAUCAAGGAUUUGGCAUUUUUAAUUUCUCAUUUCAACUUUUGUUUGCAUAGCUUUCUCUAAA